CAAGCUCACCAACAUCAAUUAAAGUUGUCAUUUCUUUCCUGGCCCUCACAAAGAAGCUCAUCGCAGCCAUUCCUUUCUCGUUUCUUAAGCCAUAAAAGAACCUCUCCUCCAUCAAUGACCUCCUUAUCCUGAUGCACGCCUAUAAAGCACGUCCAACCCCUCUCCCUCUCUUCCUCUCCAUCCAUAUACAGCUCAAAGUCUUCCAAGCUGUGUCCGCACAAAGCCAAGAAGAAUGAUCAAGCUGAGAUCAAGGAAGCUCUUCAAGAGGAGCUCCAAGCUCGGCAGCAGCACCGGUGGCUGCAGCGGGAACGGGGAUGUCCAGUGGGAGCUGCGGCCUGGUGGCAUGCUGGUUCAGAAGAGAGGAUGCGGAGAGGAAGCUGAUGAAGCGGUGACCGUGAGAAUCUCCACUGGAUGGAAUUGGCAUGACGUAUCUAUCGGAGCCACUGCCUCAUUCGGGGAGUUGAAGACGGUGGUGGCGAUGGUGACAGGAAUGGAGCCAAGGGAGCAGAGGCUUCUGUUCAGGGGCAAGGAGAGAGAGGAUGGCGAUCAUCUUCACAUGGUGGGUGUUAGGGACAAGGACAAGGUGCUACUUUUGGAGGAUCCUGCAAUCAAAGAAAGGAAGCUGAGGGACAUGGCAGGAAGUCAUGUGGUGAGCAGCAGGCCAUGCCACACCAUUAUCGAGGUGUAGAGCUUUUGCCCCUUUUGUCUCUGUCAGAACCACUAACAACAUGAGAAUUAAGGUCUUCGAGGCCAAACUCAUCCUUCACCGAGUACUAGUGUGAUGAGUGAGUCAGCUGUAAAGUUGAUGUAGAGAAGCAUCCUCAACCAUCAGAGUUACAUUCCCAAGUAAUUUUGAUGUUAUGAAACGGAAACUCGUUUACCUUAACUUGAGUUGGUGGGACAUCACCUCAUAUUCUUGUACUGAGGAACCUGGUAAAAAUAAAAAGAAACUGAGGUUUCAUCUAAA
Messenger RNA from Musa acuminata AAA Group (dessert banana), 967 nucleotides. Its product is annotated as BAG family molecular chaperone regulator 1-like. Lineage: Eukaryota; Viridiplantae; Streptophyta; Magnoliopsida; Zingiberales; Musaceae. Gene Ontology annotation, molecular function: protein binding. Bases 233 to 688 code for a protein of 151 amino acids. The transcript has 2 exons. The record is from RefSeq and is a predicted model, not a curated record.